Molecule: messenger RNA, 189 nt
Organism: Laccaria bicolor S238N-H82
Lineage: Eukaryota; Fungi; Basidiomycota; Agaricomycetes; Agaricales; Hydnangiaceae
Exons: 1
Coding region: 1-189 (62 amino acids)
Source: RefSeq, a predicted model, not a curated record
AUGGAGCAUGGAGCGACGUUGACAGACAUUGACGCGGAAGUUGGGAACAAGGGGGUUCAGGGAUCUGAAUGCUGGACCAGGGGUUGGGUAGGUAGGUUGGCCAUAGGCCGAAAAAAAGAUUUUUGGAACCCUCUACAAGAUAGUCCUAAAUUGGUUUUCCAAGGUGAUUUACAGUAUUCCUGCAUCUAG